UCGUCGCGCGCUGUGUGUCGCAGCUCUGGUGACGUUUUUCCAAUCGACUCCAGAAAACUCUCCGCCGCCGCGGCCUAGCGCUCCCGGUCCCUCUUUCCCGUCAUUUAAUUCACUCAUGUCCGUCUGUCCGAAACCAAACCGAGCGGGAGCCGCUGCCGUGUGAGGCGCUGAACACGGGACUCUCGAUUUAAACGGAGUUUUUACCGGAAAAGCUCGCGAAAUUACUGUAAACACAGGGAAGGAGCGAUGACAUCCCGACGCUGGUUCCACCCUAACAUCACAGGAGUGGAAGCGGAGAACCUUCUCCUCACUCGUGGUGUGGACGGCAGUUUCUUGGCCCGUCCCAGCAAAAGCAACCCUGGAGACUUUACGCUCUCUGUCAGGCGAAAUGGCGCCGUCACCCACAUUAAGAUCCAAAACACGGGAGACUAUUAUGACUUGUACGGUGGAGAGAAGUUUGCCACCCUGGCUGAGCUGGUGCAGUAUUACAUGGAACAUCACGGACAGCUGAAAGAGAAAAACGGAGAUGUCAUUGAGCUCAAAUACCCGCUCAACUGUGCCGAUCCCACUUCUGAGAGGUGGUUUCAUGGUCACCUAUCUGGUCGUGAGGCUGAGAAGCUGUUGACAGAGAAGGGCAAGAAUGGAAGUUUCCUGGUGAGAGAAAGUCAGAGUCACCCGGGAGAUUUUGUGCUCUCUGUACGGACUGGAGACGACAAGACAGACACCAGCGACGGCAAACCCAAAGUCACACACGUCAUGAUACGCUGCCAGCAUGAUCUGAAGUACGAUGUUGGUGGUGGGGAGAAAUUCGACUCGCUCACAGAUCUGGUGGAGCAUUACAAGAAAAACCCUAUGGUGGAAACGCUUGGGACAGUCCUGCAGCUCAAACAGCCUCUGAACACAACCCGCAUCAAUGCAGCAGAGAUUGAAAGUCGGGUACGAGAGCUCAGCAAGCUGGCCGAGACCACAGAUAAGGUCAAGCAGGGAUUCUGGGAGGAGUUUGAGACGCUUCAGCAGCAGGAGUGUAAACUGCUCUACAGUCGCAAGGAGGGCCAGCGGCCGGAAAACAAAAACAAGAACAGAUACAAGAACAUUCUUCCCUUCGACCACACACGAGUCGUGCUGACCGAUGGAGACGCCAACGAACCAGGCUCUGACUACAUCAACGCCAACACCAUCAUGCCUGAUAUCGAGACUAAAGGCAACAACUCCAAGUUAAAGAGGAGCUACAUCGCCACGCAGGGCUGCCUGCAGAACACCAUCAGUGACUUCUGGAGGAUGGUGUUUCAGGAGAACUCUCGAGUCAUUGUCAUGACCACGAAGGAAGUGGAACGGGGAAAGAGUAAGUGUGUGAAGUAUUGGCCUGACGUGUCUGCGCUGAAGGAGUAUGGAGCCAUGCGUGUGCGGAACGUGAAGGAAACCGUGGCACACGAUUACACCCUGCGAGAGCUGAAGCUGUCAAAAGUUGGACAGGGUAAUACUGAGCGUACAGUGUGGCAGUACCAUUUCCGCGCCUGGCCUGACCACGGUGUGCCCGGAGACCCUGGCGGCGUGCUGGACUUCCUGGAAGAGGUCAAAAUGAAGCAGGAGAGCAUAACCGGGGCUGGAGCCAUCGUGGUGCACUGCAGUGCUGGGAUUGGACGAACAGGAACGUUUAUCGUGAUUGAUAUUUUAAUAGACAUCAUCAGAGAAAAGGGAGUGGACUGUGAUAUCGACGUGCCCAAGACUAUCCAGAUGGUAAGGUCUCAGCGUUCAGGAAUGGUACAGACAGAGGCCCAGUAUCGCUUCAUCUACAUGGCUGUGCAGCAUUAUAUUGAGACUCUGCAGCGCCGCAUAGAGGAGGAGCAGAAAAGUAAAAUUAAAGGACGUGAGUACACCAACAUCAAAUACUCUCUGUCUGACCUGACUGGAGGAGACCAGAGCCCUGUGCCACCGUGCACACCCACACCGACCUGUGCCGAUAUGAGGGACGACAGCUCUCGAGUCUAUGAGAACGUGGCUUUAAUACAACAGCAGAAGAGUCACAGAUGAGAUGAGAUUCCAGCACUAUCCAAAUCACAGGAACUGUUUUUGUUGUUGCCAGAUGCUCCUGAACACUUGAGAAGUGAUCUUGACUGAACUGAGAGACGAAAAAAAAAUAAAAAGAAAAAAAAAAUUCCAGAGACUGGUCCUCACGAGCUCAGAGACAUGUGGAUGGAGUUGAAUUGCAUUUCUCCUUCCAGCUACGUAGCCUUUUAACCCCACACUGUGACGAUCAUGAAGCCUUACACAGAAUAAACCCAAAACAGCCCCUUGCAAAGUCAUGUUUAUUUUUGGGUGUGGAGUUUCUGAAAUCGAUUCGGGCUACUUUUAUCGAGUGUGGAAAAAGCUUACGCUCUUUCAUCGUUGUUUUUUUUUUUAUUUUUUUUUUAAAGAAAGCAAGAAUGCUGUCUGGAACACUUAAGUGUGAUAUUCAAACAGAAAAUGGACAGUAGCAUCACAUACCCCUGUACUAAAAUAAUUGGGAACAGAAGAGAAUGAGGUGAAUCCUUUUCCACCGCAAAAGUUUGUACAUUUUAUAUUGAGUAAAAAAGGCCCGUUUGUGCCAUUCUUGUGCUAGUGCUAAAUUCAUAUCAUCCUCUGCCUUUAGUUUAAGCCUAGCGUCCUUAAAACUUUGCACCAGACGGCAGGAGAUCUUCAGCACACCCUUGGUUUGCCUUUUCGUGCCCACCGAGAGCGACGUCCUGACUUCUCCAUGGGACAAAACGUCCGCGUCCCUGGCUUGUUUGUUACUGAAUUAUUGCUCUGCUUCAUCAGGUCACCCAGCAGCUGCUUUAGCUUGACUGCGAAAUCUGUUUCUUCUUUUUUUAAAAUGAUUUUACUGUCUUUUAAAAAAAUGAAUAAAAUAAAAUAAAACUUUUUUUUUUGUUUACGUCAAAGCAGCAUAUGUACUUAAUUUUAAGAGUGACUGCACAUUCAUAGCCUUGGAGAUUUCUCUCUUGUAAAGAGCUGUGGAUGUAAUUAUGGGUUUUAAAGUGUUAUUCGGACCCUCUAUGAUGGACAAACUUGACUUCUGGAUUGUUUUUUUCCAGGUCACAUACCUUCGAUUUCUCACAGUGCUAUUUUUUUUGGCUUUUCUAGGUUUUGCUGGCUUUGCUAAACCAAGCUUUUGUUGUGUUCGGCAUCAGCAGUAUUUCAUAAUUAAUUUAACAUUUUCACAAGUGCUUCUUCCUUCAUAACCAUAGGUUCUUUGUUCACAGACUUAGGUGUCUAAUGGUCAUGGUUAUGUUUGUGUUAUCUGGCUUUGUCUUUCUUGCUUUCUUCACCUUAAACGUUGAUUCCUUACAUAUUUGUAACACAAAAGUCGGAGGUGAUGAGCUCGGGCCCGUCAUGCAUCCGGCGUACUGUAGUGUGUUUAUCGAGUGUGUUUGUAUCUUGAAGAUACUGCUCUUUGUUUGUUCUUUUUCAAGUCCAGUCUUCUGUUUUUGCCAUGCUUUUUGUUUCUCGUGAACAUCACACACGUCUGUGUGUGUCGCUGACCGAUUAUCUUCCUUUACUUUCUUUUGAAACCAACACAAAAUGUCAUGGUCCUCUUUGAUACACGGAAUGCAUUACAGUCCAAAGCAACUAAUGUGAAUUUUUGUCAUCGUGAAGAGAACGAAAUGGUUGUGGAACUCAAUGCAAACUAUAUUUUUUAAACUUGUAUAUUGUACAUGAAUAUCUUGUAGAGGAGAAUGUACUUACUAAACAUGUAAUUGCCAUUAAGAUAUACUGUAUGUUUAACCCAGCAGCAUUUCUUCUCGUGCCAGACGGUGAGCCUUACAGAAGCUAAUAGGGUUGAUCGUGUUGUUCGGCUAGCAAUGCAAUUAACCGACAUGAACUCCUUGAUAACAAUUAAAAAGAAGCUCACAUCUUCA
Messenger RNA from Carassius carassius (crucian carp), 3896 nucleotides. RefSeq names its product tyrosine-protein phosphatase non-receptor type 11-like. Bases 247 to 2031 code for a protein of 594 amino acids. Gene Ontology annotation, molecular function: protein tyrosine phosphatase activity. Lineage: Eukaryota; Metazoa; Chordata; Actinopteri; Cypriniformes; Cyprinidae. Gene Ontology annotation, biological process: protein dephosphorylation. The record is from RefSeq and is a predicted model, not a curated record. The transcript is spliced from 16 exons.